Messenger RNA from Merops nubicus (carmine bee-eater), 1675 nucleotides. Its product is annotated as tyrosine-protein kinase receptor TYRO3-like. Gene Ontology annotation, cellular component: signaling receptor complex. Gene Ontology annotation, biological process: phagocytosis; nervous system development; protein phosphorylation. Lineage: Eukaryota; Metazoa; Chordata; Aves; Coraciiformes; Meropidae. The record is from RefSeq and is a predicted model, not a curated record. Gene Ontology annotation, molecular function: ATP binding; transmembrane receptor protein tyrosine kinase activity.
GGGGAGAUGAUUGUGCAGGAGACAAAAGCUAAUCUCACCACGUGGAAUCCUCUCAAGGACCUGAUCAUCAGAGUGUGUGUGCUGAACUCUGCAGGAUGUGGUCCCUGGAGUGAACUCUUCCUGCUGGAAGCCCAGGAGGUCAUGGGUGGCCAGAGACAACCUCCUUAUGGCACAUCCUGGGUUCCUGUGGCAUUGGGCAUUCUCACAGCUCUGGUCACAGCUGUUGCCCUGGCUCUUAUUCUCCUUCGAAAGAGAAGAAAGGAAACUCGCUUUGGCCAUGCCUUUGGCAGCGUGGUUGGCAGAGUGGAUCCAGCAGUCCAUUUCAGAGCUGCCAGGUCUUUCAACAGGGAGGGCCCAGAGCUCAUUGAAGCGACAUUGGAGAGCAUAGGGAUCAGUGAUGAGCUGAAGACAAAACUCAAAGAUGUCCUAAUCCAGGAGCAGCAGUUCACCUUGGGAAGAAUGUUGGGCAAGGGGGAGUUUGGGUCAGUUCGAGAGGCACUACUAAAGCUAGAUGAUGGCUCUUUCCAGAAAGUGGCAGUGAAGAUGCUGAAAGCGGACAUCUUUACCUCCACCGACAUCGAGGAGUUCCUGCGGGAGGCUGCGUGCAUGAAGGAGUUUGACCACCCCCAUGUCACUAAACUGAUUGGGGUCAGUCUACGGAGCCGUCCCAAGGGCCGUCUCCCAAUUCCCAUGGUGAUCCUGCCCUUCAUGAAGCAUGGAGACCUUCAUGCUUUUCUGCUGAUGUCACGGAUUGGGGAAAACCCUUUUAACCUGCCUGUUCAGACACUCCUCAAAUUCAUGAUUGACAUUGCCAGCGGGAUGGAGUACUUGAGCUCAAAAAAUUUCAUACACAGGGACCUUGCAGCUCGGAACUGCAUGUUGGAUGAGAACAUGAACGUGAGCGUUGCAGACUUUGGGCUUUCUAAGAAAAUCUACAGUGGAGACUACUACCGACAGGGCUGUGCCUCCAAGCUGCCGGUGAAGUGGCUUGCUCUGGAAAGCCUGGCAGAUAAUCUCUACACGACACACAGUGAUGUGUGGGCGUUUGGGGUGACCAUGUGGGAGAUUGUGACCCGAGGGCAGACCCCUUAUGCUGGCAUUGAGAAUGCAGAAAUCUACAACUACCUCAUCAGCGGGAACAGGCUGAAGCAGCCGCCGGAGUGCCUGGAAGACGUCUACGAUCUCAUGUGCAGAUGUUGGCAUCCUGAGCCCAAGCUACGCCCCAGCUUUGGCGUGCUCCGGUCCCAGCUGGAAAUGAUCCGCGGGAGGAUGUCCACCCUCUCUUCCAGCCAAGAUCCUCUCUAUGUCAACAUUGGGAGGGACAAAGAGGCGUCUGGGAGUGACCCUUCACUGCACGCCCCCUUCGGAAACACGGACGGUGAGCCCGCCGCCGUCACAAGUGACUAUCGCUACAUCAUGAGCCCCUUGUGCCUUGGAGAUGAUGCCGAGGGUGAAAGGCAUCCAGAUGGGCAGGAAGGGGAGGACAAAAGCCUUCUGUAUGAGCUGGAGACAGAAGGAGAGAAGAGCUGUUAGCCUGUACAUAGCGGUGGCGUUCUGCUUCCCCGGGACGGGACGUGUGCAGCCGCGGUGCCCUGUCGCCUGGGGCUCGGUGCCGGACCUGCCGUGGCUUUGGACAGCACUGGCCACGGUUCUUGGGCAGCUGUUGGAGCUUUCA